AAUAAUCCAACCGGAAACCGUCUACUUGUUCCGGUCGGGGUCAACAUGGCGGCCGACGCAGACGAGGGGGAUUAUUUUGUGAGAGAAAUUGAGAAAAACGACGGGUUGACCUUAAAGGUGAAGCAGUGCUACUUGGGAGACGUCGGCUGCGUCGUUUGGGACGCGGCCAUCGUUCUGGCUAAAUAUUUGGAGACAAAACAAUUUUACGACCCGUCCUCCGGAGUGAACGUCUGGGCUGGGAGGAGGGUCGUGGAGUUAGGAGCCGGGACGGGAGUAGUUGGUCUGAUGGCAGCAACACUGGGAGCUGUUGUUACUGUGACGGACCUGGAGGACCUGCAGACCUUGCUAAGUGUAAACAUCCGGGAAAACCAGGCACUCAUCAGUAGUGGAUCAGUAACUGCAAAGGUACUUAAAUGGGGUGAAGAUGUGUCUGACUUCCAGUCACCCCCACAUUAUGUCCUUAUGGCAGAUUGCAUCUAUUAUGAGCAGUCUAUUGUUCCACUAGUGGAGAGCUUGUUGCUGCUCUCUGGACCAGACACCUGCAUUAUUUGCUGCUACGAGCAGCGCACAGAGGGGGUCAACCCCAAAGUGGAAAGGCAGUUUUUUGAGUUGCUGCGACAAAACUUCACCUGUGAGGAGAUCCCUUCAGAAAAGCAAGACCCAGAGUUUAGUAGUCCAGACAUCCACAUCCUGCACAUCCGGAGGAAAGUCUGAUGUGCAAUGUAGCUUAAGUCCUGCACCUUUUGUAAAGUUGUGUUCAUAAAAAGGCCCUUUAAAUAUGACUGUGUUGGUACAGUGAUCAGAAUACAACAAAACCACUGUAAAACGUUUUUUUCAUACACUAUUAAACCAAGUUUAUACAACAUCA
Messenger RNA from Gasterosteus aculeatus aculeatus (three-spined stickleback), 868 nucleotides. It is a transcript of the gene vcpkmt, whose product is annotated as valosin containing protein lysine (K) methyltransferase. Gene Ontology annotation, cellular component: protein-containing complex; cytosol. Lineage: Eukaryota; Metazoa; Chordata; Actinopteri; Perciformes; Gasterosteidae. The record is from RefSeq and is a predicted model, not a curated record. Gene Ontology annotation, biological process: peptidyl-lysine trimethylation.